This is a messenger RNA of Kogia breviceps (pygmy sperm whale), 1148 nucleotides long. RefSeq names its product Spi-C transcription factor (gene SPIC). The record is from RefSeq and is a predicted model, not a curated record. Gene Ontology annotation, cellular component: nucleus. NCBI's taxonomy places the organism in Eukaryota, Metazoa, Chordata, Mammalia, Artiodactyla, Physeteridae. Gene Ontology annotation, biological process: cell differentiation; regulation of transcription by RNA polymerase II. Gene Ontology annotation, molecular function: DNA-binding transcription factor activity, RNA polymerase II-specific; sequence-specific DNA binding.
GACAGUUCUGUCUUAUUUCUGAUAUUAAUGAAACAACUUGGUAAAGGGCUGAGUGUCUUCCUGAAUUGUCAAUUUAUUAAUGAAGCAUGGCUUGUGUUGAACAAGACAAGCUGGGUCAAGCAUUUGAAGAUGCUUUUGAAGUACUGAGGCAACAUUCAACUGGUGAUCUUCAGUACUCCUCAGAUUACAAAAAUUACCUGGCUUUCAUCAACCACUGUUCUCAUGUCAGAGGAAAUUCCAACAGCUAUGGUGUGCUGCCCACAGAGGAACCGGUCUACAAUUGGAGAACAGUAAUAAACAGUGCUGCAGACCUCUAUUUUGAAGGAAAUAUUCAUCAGUCUCUGCAGAACAUCCCUGAAAACCAGCUGGUGCAACCUACUCUUCUCCAGCAAAAGGGAGGAAAAGGCAGGAAGAAGCUCCGACUGUUUGAAUACCUUCAUGAAUCCCUGUGUAAUCCCGAGAUGGCAUCUUGUAUUCAAUGGAUAGAUCAAACGAAAGGCAUCUUUCAGUUUGUGUCAAAAAACAAAGAAAAACUUGCCCAACUUUGGGGGAAAAGAAAAGGCAAUCGGAAGACCAUGACUUACCAGAAAAUGGCCAGAGCGCUGAGGAAUUAUGGAAGAACUGGGGAAGUCAUCAAAAUCCGAAGAAAGUUAACUUACCAAUUCAGUGAGGCCAUUCUCCAAAGACUGUCUCCAUCUUAUUUCUUGGAAAAAGAGAUCUUCUACUCACAGUGUGUUCAACCAGAUCAAGGAUAUCUCAGUUUAAAUAACUGGAAUGCAAAUUAUAAUUAUACAUAUGCCACUUACCAUGAUCUAAGUCACCCUGAUGGCUAAAUAUACUCUUACAUAUCAAAAUUUUCUGGCAUCAGAAAUCCCUACAAGUUUUAGGAUUUUUCUCUGAAAGCAAAUACUGAAAAACGGAACAAAAACCCAAACUUCAUUACUGCUAUCUUUUAUGAAGUAGCAUAUAAUCUAUACUAACUUGGUGAAAAAUUUUGCCAGUGAACUUUAAAAUGAUCAAGUCCUAUUUGAAAAUAUAGACUAAAUGUCCUUCCUUUUAUAUUGUCUAUGUAACACUUCCUUCUAGAUUAAUAACGCUAGUGGAGAUGCUUUGAUUUAUGUAUUGAUUUAAACAUUAUUUUCCUGUCA